AUGCGACGCAACAAUCGUACCCGUGCAGGAGCAGGUGUGGGCGGUGGAGGAGGAGGAGGAGGAAUAGUGGCAGUUCCGAUCAGUCCUGGCGCUGCUAGUGGUGGCCGGUUGACACGGGCACACGAUAAACGUCAGUGUGAAGAUUACCGUGAUCUUGUGGAGGAGCCCAGCAGUAGCCGUGGUAACAACUUUACGACGUCCAGCCGGAAUUUACCCACAAGGGCAUCGUCCCGGCCGGUCGGUUCCAUCUAUAACAUCACCAGCUUAGAAACCGUGAAACACAAAAUGUCAUCCCUGCUGUCGGGCUAUGGCACGAUAAAGGGACUCUCAGAAUCCAUCCAUCCUGCGGCGCUAAUCGAGCAAGUAGUGCAGGAUAAGAUGAAACAGGACAAAUUGAAGCAAAUGCAGCGUCAGCGACAGCUAGCCGCCUCGGGUGGUGGUGGCCAAUCGUCCGGCAGCAACAGUGCCAUGUUCCGACAGGUGUCCGAAACGCACUUGAUCAUCGAUUCGGAUGGUACGAGCGGAGAGGAGGAAGAAUUGGAGGAGUACGAGGACGAUCUUGUCAUGGCCGAUAUGUGCAUGCAGGCACAAGAGGGUAUGCAGCUGGUCGAGGACGAGGAAAGCGAAAAGUCGGACUUUGAGCAGCCGGAGGUGAACUCAUCAUCGAGCUGGUCGCAGCGCAAGAAGAGGAGCGGAAGGGCGGUCGAUUUGACGGCUUGCGAUACUACCUCGUCCGUACACGACGACGAGGAGGAAGCCGAGGAUGAGGAGGCUGAAGAGGAAGUGUACGAGAUGCAAGAUCAGGAAGAUGACGAAGAGUACGAGGAGCUGGACAACGCUGAUCAGUUCGCGAUGGAAGACGAACCGGAAGGUCCUGACGAAGGACAGUAUCAGGAGGAGGAGUACUGUGAGGAGGAAGAGGAGGAUGAACCUGAACCGAUCGAUACGACCGAUGAUCAACAGCAGGAGGAAGUAGAAGGUUUUGAUGAGGAGGAGCAGGAGGAUGAGAAUGAUGCGAUGUGCGUUGGCGCGCAGGAGGAAGAUGACGUCCAGGAGGUGAUCGAUGUCGAACAACACGAUCAGAUGAGGCAGCAAAGCUUCGCCCAAAAGAAGCAACAAAGUGGCAGCUCUUAUGGUGACAGCAGUGACAGAACGUCCCGGGAACCUCAACAUAAGGAUAGCGUCAUUUACAAUGGUACACAUACGGCGGCGCCCCAGCUAACGCAAAACGAGUUGAACGAGGAAGAGAUGGUCAAAAUAUCGGCCAUCAAUACUAAAGUUCAACUUAACGACCAGGACAAAGUUAGUUUGGACGACUUCGAGAUGCUAAAAGUGCUUGGAACCGGAGCCUACGGAACGGUGUUCUUGGUGCGAAAGACGACUGGUGUAGAUAAGAACAAAAUUUAUGCCAUGAAGGUGUUGAAGAAGGGUAUCGUAAGUCUGAAGAAAAAGACGGCAGAACAUACAAGAACCGAACGACAGGUGCUUGAAGCGAUACAGGAGGCUCCGUUUCUGGUAACGAUGCAUUACGCCUUCCAGACGGAAUCGAAGCUGUACCUGAUACUGGACUAUGUGAUCGGUGGGGAACUGUUCACGUUGCUUUGUAAACGAUUACUCUUCGAAGAAUCCGCAGUGCAGAUCUACAUUGCCGAGAUAAUAGUUGCAAUUGAGCAUCUUCACAAGCUGGGUAUCGUAUAUCGGGACAUUAAGCUGGAAAACAUUCUGGUUGACAAGGACGGCCACAUCGUACUGACGGACUUUGGCUUGUCCCGCGAACUCACGUACCAACACGAGCGUGCGUACAGCUUCUGCGGUACGGUUGAAUAUAUGGCACCGGAAAUAUUGAAACCACUUAAAGACGGGCACGACACUGCCGUCGAUUGGUGGUCGGUCGGUGUCCUGACGUUCGAGCUGCUAACCGGCGCUUCACCAUUCGCGGCCGAACCGAAUGAUAUCGCUAAACGCAUCACCGAGACGGAGGCAAUUAUUCCGGAAAAUCUAUCACCGGAGGCGACCGAUUUUAUUCGCAAGCUAUUGGUGAAGGACCCGCGGCGACGGCUCGGCAGUGGCAAGACCGAUGCAUCCGAGCUGAAGUCGCACCCGUUUCUGCGCUCCAUCAACUGGUCGCGGUUGAUACGGAAACAGAUACAGGCACCGUUCCCACCGGUUGCCGAGAAUGAACGCGAUACGCGCAACUUUAGCUCCGAGUUUACCAAGCAGGAUGUUGUGGAAAAUCCGUGCGCUCCGCCAAAGAAUGCUGAUCGGUUGUUUAGAGGAUAUUCAUACGUUUCACCGAAGCUGCUUACCAAAAACGUUACGGAUCGGAACAAGUUUAUCCCGAUCCACAAUAUGCGGCCGCAGGAGAGCUAUGUUAGGCAAAAUGCGUCAAAGCAAUCGGCUUUCUUCAGAAAGUACACGCUGACGAACGACUCAGCUAUUGGAUUUGGCACGUAUUCGACGUGUCUCAGAUGCCAGCGGCUGCGCAGUAACAAUUUCUACGCCGUUAAAGUCCUGUUCAAUCACCCGCAAACGGCUGGUUUUGCCAAACGCGAGGCGGAAGUAUUGCGCCAAUGUCAGGGUCAUCCUAAUGUAACGCAGUUCGUCGAGAUAUUGGAAGACAACAACUACAUCUAUCUCGUGCUGGAAUUACUCGAGGGUGGCGAGCUUCUUCAACGCAUCAACCGGCAACCCGGUCAGCAGACGGAGUCGCGAAUACGUGGCUACUUUUCCCAGCUGGUCGAGGUGGUCGCGCACGUUCAUCGGCAAGGUUUCGCACACCGGGAUUUGAAGCCGGAAAAUGUACUCUUCGAACGAUCGUCGUCGGAUCGGUUACGGCUGAUCGAUUUCGGGUUUGCCGAGCGGCUCGACGGCAACUGUGUCGAACCCCGGCUUCCGGCCGGUACGGUUGGCUAUGCAGCUCCAGAAGUGAUGGGUCACGUACAAGCGGAUGGUACCUCCUCCUCGUCUUCCGCCUCUUACUCGCUCGAAACGACCGAUCUAUGGUCGCUCGGAGUUAUCCUCUACACGAUGCUGUCUGGCCGGGCACCGUUCAUACCGAGCCGGUACUUUUUCCACGAUAAUCUUGCGUCGACAUCAAAGGAGAUGGAUAUGAUAACCGACAAAAUAAAGCGCGGUUCGUUCGAUCUGAGCUCGAGCAUCUGGUUUGGUGUGAGUGAAAGUGCAAAGAAUCUAGUGCGAUCGCUGCUUACCGUUAACCCGCAGCACCGUAUUACGAUGCUAGAGCUGCAGAGUCACGAAUGGUUGAGCGAAAAUGUUGGCAAGCGUCGUGGACAGCAUUCAUCACUAUCCGCGUACAGUCGUGGUUUGCCAAAUCAUACCAAGCAAUCGUUCGGCAAGCUGCAGGUGAAAGUACGCAACACAUAUGAAGCAUUUAAGCUUGCCGAAAAGUGUGGGCUUCGAUUGCAUAAUGAACACCCCAGCCGACAAAGGAGUGUUAGCACAUUGCCGCAAACGACUGCUCCAUCGGAUCAGGAGUGUAGAACCACAAGCAACGGUACCAACAACGGUGAACUGUUGGAAAAAUCUAAUUCAAUAACAACCGUAGUGCCUAAUCAUCAUAACGCUCUCAGUAGUAAAAGUAGCAGUAGCAUUAGCAUAAAUAGCAGCGGUAGCAAAACCAAACGAAUACACCAACAGAACGAUAGAAAGAAGGGCGUCGGCACUCACCCGGCAUCGAGCACGAAAUCAAUCGAAUCGCAGUACAGCAGUUCGAUGGAGGAAAGCACAUCGAGCGGUAUCGGACGUAGCAAAAGUAGCAAAAGCAGUCUGUCCCAUUCUGGCAGUCCGGUGCGUGAUACGCGCCAAAUGUCCAACAGUUCCGUCAUCAUCGUUAUUGAGGAUGAAGAUGAGCGGGAAGCGCACCGUAAUGAAUCUUUACCUGAAGAUAUUAGCAGUGUCGCAACAAACGAACAGGCUGAAGCUUCCAUUGCAGGCGAGGAUAUUUCGCUUGGAACGGAUAGUUUGACUAAGCAAAAGACGGAGAGUGCGAAUGAGAUAAAUGAGGAUGAACAAACGGAUGAAAUUGUUAUCGAUGUGGAGGAAGAAGAGACGAGCAAGGACGCAGAGACGGACAAGAUGGCAUCGGAAACGAUUCCCAGCAGCAGGAAGUCUAGCGAGGCCGAAAAUAAUAACAAUGACGUGGUGGAUGGUUUAGUACCAACGACGAAACAGCAACACCAUCAAAUCGAUAGCGUUAGUGUGGCACGUGUGACGAUGGAAGUGCGUCAAAUUAUGAAUGAAGAAGAAUUUUCAGAUACGACUAAAGAGUUAUUAGGAGCUACUAUAAACGUAGAACCGGUGCUGCAUAGUAUACAAGAUAUGAAGGAGAGCAAAAAAGCUCCUAGGAACGAUAGGAAAAACGAGCAACCAGCUGCACAUUCAACGGUCCUCCCCGAAGCUAGCGGCAGUAACAUUAGUAACGUGAACGCUACCGCACCACAUCGGACAAGUGUGACGAUAAAAAAGGAACGAAGUGAGAACCUUGUGCAACACGUACCCGGCACCGCUGAUAAUUAUUCGUCCGAUCAGUCCCUCGGUUUGGAGAACCUUCUGCAAGAAUCGCAGGCGUUUGUGGGAUAUAAAGACACGGAUUGUACGCUGCUGGAGCGCACACUAUCGGUUCAUUCCGACAGCGACGACGUCAUGUAUCUCGGUUGCAGUGAAGCGGACGAACCUUUCUUUGGGUUCGAUGAAGAUGAGUGGUAUCGAUGUAACGGCUGUGAUAGCUACCAACAGAAAAUACGAUCCACGUUUUUCAAGCAAGAAAAGAAGCGCAAAAUUGCGUAUCCGUACGGCGGUUUGGGUACCAUCGUAAAAAAGGAACGGGAAGAAGCGAUAAUCGUCAAAAGGGAACCGGUGCAAGCGGUAAUCGUCAAGCAGGAACCGGUACGAAUAACCAAACGACGAGCGGAAGUAUCGUGCGAUGAUGUAGUGUAUGAACCGCGUCCAAAGAAUUUGCGGCAAAUCGCUCGAAAAAACUAUAAAGAAACAAAGCGGCUAAAUCCGACGUAUCUGUCAAUUGACAUCAAGCGUGAAGUGUGUUGAGCUGAGCAGGAUAACCAGGGAUUGCAGGGAGUAGUUGUGCCACGCGGCGGAGCGCAUGGUGGUGUUAUCGGUACGAUUAGGUAGGAGUUUGGCUAUUUAUUUAUUUCUUUCCAUCCACCAAAGUUUGUCCGAUUCACCAAACAUCUUUUUCUAAUACAUUUUCCUACCGUUUACCGCGGAGAGAUCUUUUAUAGGGCGCGUGUUAGCGUUAGCGAAAUACCAUUGGGCGUGUUCGCCUUUUAUUUCCGUAGAUCUUCAUUGUAUACCUUCAUUGCUUAAGAGUAGAUGUUUGUUCAAACAGUCAAUAGGAUCGAACAGUUUUUGCCCAUACACACAGAACUCUCCUUAUCUGUCUCUCAUGUAUUAUGCAAAGUAAUUCUUAAAAUCACCGAAUGAAGAAAUGGACCGUGUUUAAGCCCAAUCAUAAAUUUAGUAUAAUGUAAUUAGGAAGCGAUUGAAAUAUUCGUUCCACAACGAAUAUGCGUUGGUUUUUUGGAAACUUAAAUACUUCUUUGUAGGAACUUUCUUUGUGCAUAUAUUGUUUGUUACUGUAGUUUUAUUUUUUUUAUUAUUUUUAUUACCAAUCUAUUUUAUACCAUCCCGGGGUACGGUGAUGCUAAUUAAUUCAAUGGAACGAUUUUGUAGGAUGUUAGUUUGUUUUGCGGCAAUAGUAGAGGAUUGUCGAUAAGUAUUUAGGUUCAAAGUACUACUGCAAUGGCAACGGCUAGGAAAUAAUUUCCUACAGUUUAGUUUCCUUUUAAUCUGUACAUAACAAGAGAAAGUGCACUUACAAUGAAGAAUGUUGGUCUUCAUUUUUCAGGACGACAGACAAAAACGAAAUGUGAACUUUGCUGUACGUUUGCGUAGAAUCUCAUCCAUUUAUAAACGGAUUGUGCUGCGUAUUCGAGUGGCGCAACUUACUUUUGCGUAACAAUUGUUAGCAUAAGUAUCAAAUAUAGCAAAGAGAGGGAGAGAGAGAGAGAGAUUUAGAGAGAAAAACAGGUAGGAAACAUUCAAGGUUUUCAAACAGACAAAACAAACAAAUCAAAUCAACACACACAAGCGUUACAGAUAGGACUAGUAAUAGGCAGAUAAACAGUGUAAUAAGCAAACACAGUGAUCGCACAUGAACAGUAAAACAGUGUCGGUUUUUUCCCCAAAAUCUUCCAUAUCCUUAUAAAGUAAUUCGAUGUAGAAAUAUGUCACAUAUUGUUCGACGAAUUUAGUAGCGGGCAUUGUCCCCAUACAAGCGAGAAAAAAAUUGUCGACACGACGGCCCCGGCGAUCAUUUUUCCUUUUUAGCGAGAGUUUAUGCAAAGUAAACAGUUUGCAUGUUUUGAGCUACAAACAAAAAAGAACAACACAAUCUCACACACAUACACACGGAGUUUUAAGAUAAGAUUUGUAUAUAGAAAUUCUUUUACCGAAUAUCUACAUCCGUACUUUUCGUUUUUCGUAGUUUAGUUACGAGUUGUACAUAUAAAUAUAUAAAUGUGUGUG
Messenger RNA from Anopheles moucheti, 6564 nucleotides. RefSeq lists its product as uncharacterized. The record is from RefSeq and is a predicted model, not a curated record. NCBI's taxonomy places the organism in Eukaryota, Metazoa, Arthropoda, Insecta, Diptera, Culicidae. Gene Ontology annotation, biological process: protein phosphorylation; regulation of DNA-templated transcription. Gene Ontology annotation, molecular function: MAP kinase activity; ATP binding. The coding region runs from base 1 to 5064 and encodes 1687 amino acids. The transcript is spliced from 7 exons.